Molecule: messenger RNA, 1284 nt
Organism: Miscanthus lutarioriparius
Lineage: Eukaryota; Viridiplantae; Streptophyta; Magnoliopsida; Poales; Poaceae
Source: the annotation of a GenBank genome assembly
AUGGGGAGAGGCUUGAGCGCCGCUCCCGUCUCGCCGCGCCUCGCGCUCGGGGCAGCGGCGCUGGUGCUGCUCGCGGCGGCGGCGCUGCCUUCCCCAGCAGCUGGAGUCAACGUGACGGCCGUGCUCUCGGCGUUCCCCAACUUCGCCGACUUCGCGCGGCUGCUGGCAUCCACCCCCGUGGCCGGGGAGCUGGCUGGGAGGUCGUCCCUGACGCUCCUGGCCGUGCCGAAUGCCAACCUGCCGCAGUCACCCUCGGCUUUCGUAGCUGGCGCCGGCGCCGACAUCGCCGACGUGCUGAGGUACCACGUCCUGCUGGAGUACCUCUCCCCGUCUGACCUCGCCCGCCUCUCCCCCUCCGGGAAGCUCGUGACGACGCUGUUUCAGACCACGGGCCGCGCGCCCUCCGACUUCGGCACCGUCAACCUCACCGUGGGGGCCAACUCCACUGUCGUGGUCCGCUCGCCGGCGCCGUCCCCGGGAUCGAACGCCACGGUCCUCGGCGCCGUGACCGCGGUUCCGUACAAUCUCAGCGUGCUCGCGGUGGGUGGCCUUAUCCUACCCUCCGGAUUCGACCUCGCGGCCUCUGAGACCCGCCCGCCACCGCCGGUGAACAUCACCCGGGUUCUCACCGACGCGCGGGGGUUCAACGUGGCGGCCUCCAUGCUGCAGGCUUCCGGUGUGGCGAGCGAGUUUGAGGCCGACGAGCACGGUGCUGGCAUCACCGUCUUCGUCCCCACCGACGACGCCUUUGCCGGCCUCCCCGCCACCGACCGCCUCCAGUCGCUACCAGCCGAGCGCAAGGCCGUCGUGCUCCGCUUCCAUGUGCUGCACUCUUACUACCCGCUGGGCUCCCUCGAGUCCAUCGUGAACCCCGUCCAGCCCACUCUGGCGACAGAGCACACCGAGGCUGGCCACUUCACCCUAAACAUAACCCGCGUCAAUGGCUCCAUUGCAAUUGACACAGGCAUCGUGCAGGCAUCCAUCACCCGCACAGUGUUCGACCAAAAUCCUGUGGCAGUCUUUGCCGUCUCCAAGGUUCUACUGCCCAAGGAAAUGUUCAGUCGGGGCGAUUCUAGCAGCACUGCCAUGGUGCCACCUUCGGUUGCAAUGGCACCCGGCGACGCCGGGAGCGAGCAGACACCACAGACGAGGCUCUCAUCCCCGCCUGACCUCCAUGGCGAAGAUAGCAAGUCUUCAGCUGCUUUGGCGACAGCAAAGGGGACAUCUUGGUGGUGUAUAGGACUCAUGUAUCUACAGCUGCAUCUAUUACUAUCUCUGGUAUGA